UAGCAACAAUCACCUAGCCGUCACCAUUUAAGUCUUUUCUCUUGGAAAACCGAAAGAUUUAUAUUUGGACUUUCUUCUUAUGAGACAUGAAUGUGAUCUUAAUGUCGCUUGUCGGAAUACAUUUCCUCAUGAGACUUCUGCUUGGAGCAUUUGUGUCGCUUCGGGCCGUUAACGGCUCAUUACUGCCCUCUGCUGUCUACAGGAGGGGAGCAUCCACCGACCGCACCGACUGUCUGUUUGGUGAAUUUCCUCUAAAGUUAACUGCAAGUACUUUAACAAACGUCGACCAACGACUAAGAUGGACUUCAUCAUACAGGAAGCUCCACGCUGGGGCCUGUGCACCCUGCUGCACCACCAACUCCUGCUGAGGGCUGACUGGGUCUCUUCACAGCACCAGUCAAUAAGCAGGAGAUACCCACAGUGACAAACCAUCAUUCUUUCCUUAUUUCAGUUGACGAUCCAGAUAUUCCCGCCUUUUCUUUUCAACUCAAUCACCUUGUGGUUCCCUCCACAGAGGUAGAAAAACUGUGGGUGGGCCUUCAGUGCCUCAGGAUCUCAGCUUUGUUGGAUGCCUGCAUACACAACAUGACAGUGGGGCAGUCGAGAGAAAACAAAAUGUACACCUGCGUCUAGAAUGGUCUCUUCCACUAUUCUGCAAGCCUCCCCUGAAUGAGUCAUCCUGCUGGCUCCUCAUUGGAUAAGACCAUGCCAUCCCAAGGGAUUGCCUUGCAGAGGCAGAAAGGCCUUGCUUCCAUUCACAGAAACAUUGAAAAACAAAUAAGACGGAAAGAAUUACAGGGACUAAAUAUCAGACUGGGGAAUUUAAAAAUUGAUUGGUUCUAGUGUGCUGUAAGUGGGAGGUUUUUUUUUCUCCCUCCGACAGGAAGUGAUUUGCAGUGUUCAGCAAGCCUUUUGUUGAGAAGGUUUUCUCAGAUCAGUGAGUCAUGCUUUAGCUCUGAGCCGGCAGGCAGGCAGGCAGCAGUCAGUAGAGAGUAUUUGCUCUUCCUUCGCAGUAUCCGUGAUCAUCGACAACAUAGACCUUCCUCUGUUCUCUCACUUUUUGGAUUUUUGAAGCCAAAAACCAUCAGCAGCAGCAGCAGCAUCACCGCUGGAAACCAAACAAGCUGCACCACAACACUGGCAGCCUUUGAGAGACCUUUUCUCUCCAUCCUCUUCUUCCUCUGCCUCAAUGCUGCGUUUCCAUGGAUUGUGUCUGUAUAUUUCUCUCUGACGGAUUGGAUUGCAGCUCUGGAUUUCAUUGAGAGCAGAUUGGACUUUGGCGACAGCAGCAGCAGCAGCAGCAGCAGCAGCUCCACACAACCACCACUGUAACCUCAAUAGAGAAAAUUACAGUCAGGUGGCCUGUGAUUGCUAAAAGGCGUUUGCUGCCUGUACCGCUGCUGCUAUGUUACAGGAGAGGGUAAUCAGCACGGCUCAGCCACGUCUGCCAGCACACUUGUGAAAGAGGCAGGCUGUGCGUGUCGGUUGGUGGAGAGAGGGGAGAGAGCAAGAGAGAGAAGGGUAUGCUUCACCGUACCAAAUACAACCGCUUCAGGAAUGAGUCAGUAACAUCCGUCGAUGAGCUUCUCCACGGCCUGUCCAUGAACCCCAAGGUCUCGGCCACCCCCCAGUCUGCAGCCGAGACAUCUUACACACCCCCGACUGACGUCCAGUCCUCCUCCACCACCACUGCUUCCAGCACCCCCACCAGCCACGGCUCUGACCACCUGGAAGAUGGAGGCACCACCCUGUGUACCCUCAUCAACAAGGUGUCCAGCCUGAAAUUCAGCAACUCAGGCAGCUUGUUGGGCAUCAAGGGUCUGCCCUCGGCCGUCAAGGACCUGGCUGUGUCUAAGCUGCAGGUGGGUGGGGGAUCGGGCUCCAGCAGCUCCAGUGGCCCGAGCCCUGGUGCAGCGACAGCAGCAGCGGCAGCAGCAGCAGCCUCUGGUGUGGGCGGCUCUCUGUGCAGCUCGGCCUCCCAUUCAACCCCCUGCUCGCAGCUGGAGCCAGCCGUCAGCAUGAGCAAGAAGAGCAGGCUGGACGAGCUCCAGCCCGGCAGAGUGGACUGGAAUCCAGGUGGAGGAGGUGGUGGACUGGUGAGCAAACCCUCCAGAGGAUGGCUACACUCGAGCGAGAAGAUCUCAGGUCCAGGAGUGACAUACAUUGUGAAGUAUCUGGGCUGUAUAGAAGUCCUUCGAUCGAUGAGAUCGCUGGACUUCACCACAAGAUCACAGAUUACGAGGGAAGCCAUCAGCCUGGUGUGUGAGGCUGUUCCAGGGACCAAAGGAGCUCUGCGGAAGAGAAAGCCACCAUCCAAAGCUCUGUCCAGUAUCCUGGGGAAGAGCAACCUGCAGUUUGCUGGCAUGUCCAUCAACCUAAAUAUCUCCACCAGUAGCCUCAACCUGAUGACCCCUGAUGGCAAACAGAAUAGCAGAGGAAAGAAAGAGCACGUGACCCUCCAGAUGUUUCUAGAAUUACCAAAGGAGAUCAUAGCCAACCAUCACAUGCAGUCCAUCUCCUUUGCAUCAGGUGGAGACCCUGAAACGACAGAUUAUGUUGCCUAUGUAGCAAAGGACCCUGUAAACAGAAGAGCGUGUCACAUCCUGGAGUGCUCUGACGGUCUGGCCCAGGACGUCAUCAGCACCAUCGGCCAGGCUUUUGACCUUCGCUUCCAGCAGUACCUGCAGUGUCCCUCCAGCAAGCUGUCCUCCACACAUGACAGGGUAUUAAACAUGGAUGAGUUACCAUGGACAGAGGAGGAGGAGGAGACAGCAGAACAUCCCUACUAUAACAACAUUCCUGGUAAGAUGCCACCUCCUGGAGGCUUCAUUGACGCCCGGCUGACCAAUCAGAAUGCAGCGGAUGGAUGCCAGAUCGGCCCAGGUUCGGUAGAUCAGACGUAUUACCAGGGGCGGCACUGUGGAGAAAACUGGGGAGAUGAAAGAAAGCCCAUAUUUAUACAACAGGGAUCAUUUGAUAUCAGCAGUCUGCCUGAGAGCAAAGGUCAGGCGUCAAAAACAGGAGAGAUGCCCGCGUACGUGAACACCCAGCAGAUCGACGCCCAGGUGCUCGCGGCACUCCAGGCGGAGGCGGAAAACGUGACCAAGGGUAUGGCAGCAGCGGCCAAAGAGAGCCCGCAGAAGGACCUGUUUGACAUGAAGCCCUUCGAGGACGCCAUUCAGUCGCAGUCCCAUCCGUCGUCCCAGGGGCAGCCCCUGUCCCAGACUUCUGCUCUCCACAAGGCGGCGUCCGUGGACAACUCGAGCCCUCUUCUCGUGCGCUCACUGGCCUUCCGGGCACAGGAGGAGCUGGAGGGCCAGACGUGGUACCACGGCAAAAUGAGCCGCCGUGACGCUGAAAAACUGCUGAAAGACGACGGGGACUUCCUGGUUCGUAAGAGCACUACCAACCCAGGGUCCUACGUACUGACGGGCAUGCACAAUGGACUUGCCAAACACCUGCUGUUGGUGGACCCUGAGGGCACGGUACGGACAAAAGAUCACAUAUUUGACAGCAUUAGCCAUUUAAUUGGCCAUCACCGUGACAACAAUCUGCCGAUUGUGUCCGCUGGGAGUGAACUGUGUCUCCUACAGCCCGUUGGAAGGAAACAGUGAUGCUUGCAAUGCCUGAUGGGAAAUAGGAAGCUCCGGACAGUCUCUCCUACCAUCCUGAAACUUGAAGAUGAAACACGAAGAGAAGAUGCUUAAAGGCUUGAGGCGCUGACGGUGUAUUUGGGAAACUGGCCCGUUGUUACUUUUUGUGGAGGCACUGAAAGACGCAAGAUUUGUUUAAGAUGAAAAAAAAAUUAUUUAUAGAACUGUUAUUAUUUUGUUGUGAUGACUGAAAUGCUAUAUUUUUGAGAAGACAUAGGUGCAUUUGGACAUAAUAUCUUGAUUUGGUGUUUUAAAAGAUAAAAAAAAGAGACAGUUGUUCUUGUAGUUUAGAUGAAGUGCAAAUCAAACCUCAGAGAGGUGUUAACAAGAGUAUUUUAGAAUAAAAAUCCUGAAAUUUUAGUUUUGUCUGUCAAGCACAACCACAUUUCUACAGGAAACCGUUGGCUGAGAGGUCGAGGAAACAAAAAAAAAACAAAAACAGUUUGGACAAAAAAUGCUGUUUGUAACGAAUUACUUUAGAUAAAUGUCCUUUAAUCUCACCAAUAGCGUGACAGCUCACUCAAUUAGUCACUAUAUGAAAUCUGCUUUUAUUGGGGAUUAGAACCAAAUGUGUUUUUGCUUUGCAGUAGUCACAAAGUGUCGGGGUGCAAACAGACAUCCUUCAUAGUGCUGUCAAUGGCUUUAAAGAUCAACCUUUUUUAUGAAGUAUUUUCUCGUGUCACUGCAGUCGCAUGACUUAAAAUCAACCGUUCUUGUGGACAUUGUUCGUAGACCUUGAUGCCCCUUUAUUUCAAAGAGGUGCUUGUGUAUGCUGACACUGUAAAAUAUUUAUGCUUUUCAACCAGUGAUUAUUUCUGAAUUGGUUUCCUCUGGAUUCUUCUUUUAGGUGUGUAGUCGAUGAUUAGUUUCGGGGGGGGCUUGAGUCAUGCAACGGAUAUUCUCACACUCUUGAUUGACAUUUUCGCCUUUUUUUUUUCGUAAAAGUUACCGUCAUCAUUGGAAUCAUCACAAAACGAAUAGCACAAUCGGAGAGUUAGAUCAGUUAGACCCUCCGUGACAGUUGUACCACAACGAAUUAUUGAUGUGUUGAGACGUAAUUUACACACUUUACUUGCGAAUUAGACGAAAUAUUGAGCACUCACUGCAGAAUGUUUGAUGUUCGAUCACAUUCACUUAUUCACGUGUGUGGAUAUCUGAUGGCGAGACUGCUUUAUUGCCACUAGAUGUCAUAACAGAUAUGCUUGUUUACCCCUGUCAGUCACACUCAACUCUCUUUGUGUUAUCACUUGUAAGUAGCAAAAGGAUGCCGGCUGUGUUUUUGCUUUACGGGGGGAAAAUGCAACUCUACAGGUCGGGGCUUAAUUUACAUUUUGCAGUCCACAGUACACAAUCGCUCCUCAGAGCAGUUUGCUGUCUUUGGGUUCAAACGGACUGUUUUUGUAGAGCGGGAAUCAAAAUUAUGAAAACAAAAAAACACACACACACAAAAAACGGCUUCUAGAAAACAGCUCACAGCAGUUAUUGCAACAGAACUUUUUAAAAAAUGCUCUCAUCCUUACUAUUGUCAGUACUCUGAUGGAAACCAAAUGAAUGGGGCAUUGUAUUUGAUAUGCACUGGACCACUUCAAUUGAACCAAAAUCAGCAUGUGUUCAAUGAGUUUGACAAGACAGAUGCAAUGUAAUAUAACGUGCCUGUAUUUUGCUGCAAGAGGGAGUGUACAGUACAUGCAUCUCACAACAACACACAUUUUAGCAAAGAGCAGAAUCAGGAUCUUUAGGUAAUUAUCCAGCACCAGAUUAUUUUUGCUUUCAGGCUUCCUUGACUCCUUGUGUUCCUUGUGAAAGGAAGAUAUUUGGGAUUUUUGACAAAUGUGUAGGACAAAAAGGGCACAAAGUAUCAUUUAAAGGUUUUUUCCUUUUUUUGAACAGUUUCUUGCCAUCAACUUUUCUUAACCCAGUUAUUUGUGACAUAAUUUCAUUAAAUCUAUACGGAUGCCCUGAGAGGCAAAUUAGAAGAACACUUUGUGGUGAUGAGUUUUCUGACGAUAAGUCUGAUCUAAAUUUAAUUUUCUCUCCCAUAUUUUUGACGUAAGAACAAGUGAAAUAAAGGAGUUUGUCAUGAUAAUCUGUCUAAAUUUCCCAGACAUGUUAUUUAAUCUGAGAAACGGGUAGAAAACUUUUUUUGACAGGUAACAAAUAAGAUCAUCUCAACCCAACUGCCAGAGUAACUUUUGGCUUAUUAUUUUACUGCAAGUAUGAGAUAUGUUGAAACUUUACUUUCAUCUUGUGAAAGUGCACUUUGGUUAGGUUUAGGAACAAAAACUGCUCAGUCAGGAUAACGAAAACAUCACGUUUUGUCUAAAAAUACCACAAACACCCCUGGAAAUUGUCCAGUGUUUUCAUGCAAGCAAAUUAGAUUUGGGCUUAGGUAAUGAGCUUUGUUAUGGUUACAGUAAGAAUGUCAGGUUAAGACCAGUGGGUGCAUUUCACCCUCUUGUGGCUGAACAGAGUACUACAACAACAAACACCAAGAAAAAUGAUCCUGACUUCUGACAGAAAAAAAAAAGUUUUCACUGAUGAAAACACAGGGACUUAAAUAAAAAGUCAGUAAAUUCUAAUUAAAUUAAAUCUGGCAACAACAAAAACAUCUGGCCUAUGCAAGAUUAUCUUUGCCAAACCUUUUGUUUGUUCCUGUUCUUAAGUGAUAAACACAGGAGAGAAAACAAGUUCUAUCGGAUCACCAGAAUGUUCUUAAGCUUGUCUCUCAUGGCUUCCAUACAUCUAUCAACUUGGAAGGAAUAAUGCGCUAAAUUACAAAAAAAGAAAAAAGAAAACAACAAACAAUAAGCUAACGUACAAUUCUUUUGGUAUUAGUCUUUUCUUGAAGAGCAAAUUUGUAGUAACCACCUGGGCAAAAGAGAAAAAAAACGCCAUACUUGAAAAUCUCUCUGCUAACACCACAAAUUAGCUGCGUGGCGUGAAAGAAAAAUAAAAACAAAACUAAAACACCGCUGGGACACAAAAAGAGAACAUGGCUUCUUUCCAGAUUUUUCUGUUGAUGAAAAUGUGCCUUUUAUUUGUACAAAUGGUAUUUUUAUUUCUCGUUCUCUCUCUUUCUCUCUCUUCAAAGUGCAAUAGCUGAUUUUCAAUGGGGCAUGCCUGUUCACUAGAGGUUGUGUUUCGCCCUGCUGCGUGUUGCUGCUUGAGACUACUGUUUUCUCUCUCUCUCUCUCUCUAUCUCUCUCUAUCUCUCUCUCUAUCUGUCUCCCCCCCAUCCCUCCCUCCCUCUCUAUUAUAUAUUAUAAAUGUAUCAUUUCCAGAUUCUAAAUAUAAAUGUUUGACGGAGGGAAUCACACAGAAAAACUCACUAUUUUGGAACAGGUAUAGUUAAGAAAAAAAGAAAAAAAAGGAAAUAAAAAACAAAGAAGUCCAAAUGAUGUUUACAAAUUUAAUCUUUUUUGGUUGUAUGGGUUUAUCAUUAUUCUGUAUGACUGUUGGCAAUAAAACCGUGAAUGUGUA
Acanthopagrus latus (yellowfin seabream) is the source of this 7133-nucleotide messenger RNA. It is a transcript of the gene shc3, whose product is annotated as SHC (Src homology 2 domain containing) transforming protein 3. The record is from RefSeq and is a predicted model, not a curated record. The transcript is spliced from 16 exons. Bases 1524 to 3614 code for a protein of 696 amino acids. Gene Ontology annotation, biological process: cell surface receptor protein tyrosine kinase signaling pathway; intracellular signal transduction. Gene Ontology annotation, cellular component: plasma membrane. NCBI's taxonomy places the organism in Eukaryota, Metazoa, Chordata, Actinopteri, Spariformes, Sparidae. Gene Ontology annotation, molecular function: receptor tyrosine kinase binding.